UCCCAUACAUGUGUGAUUGGGCAAAGGUUUUACAGUCGAGAUAGUCUUAGUCUCUGUCAAAGAAACUCCACACGCAUGGUGUUGCUUCUGAUAUGUUUAAGUCCUUUUCAUUAAAAUUACACGAUGAGGGAGUAUGAUGAAAUAAUUGCAAUUCUAGGAGAGUGGGGGCCUUUUCAAGCACUCAUUUACAUCCUCCUGAGUCUCAGUGCUAUCCCCAGUGGAUAUACGGCAUUAUCCAUGGUUUUCCUGGCGGACAUUCCUCCUCACCACUGCAGGCUUCCAUUCUUGAACAGUAGCUAUGGGGGACUGGGCUACAAUCUGUCCAUCCCGACUGAAGAAGUGAAAGGAAAGAUCAUCCUGAGUCGCUGCAGACGCUACAUUGAACAGGGGGACUCUGAUGCUGUGUUUGGCAAUGAUACAGAGGGCUGUCUGGAUGGCUGGGUGUUCAGCAAGGAGAGAUACGUGUCCACCAUUGUAACUGAGUGGAAUCUGGUGUGUGAUGACGCUUGGAAAGCUCCCUUUACCGUAACUGUGUUUUUCCUUGGAGUACUGGCAGGAUCAUUUUGUUCAGGCAUCAUAUCAGACAGGUAUGGCAGGAAGCUCACCUUCUUUUCCAGCAAGGCUUUGCUGACUGUGUUCAGCCUGGUCCUGAUCGCCUCCAACAGCUGGGAAAUGUUCUGUGUGGUGUACUGUUUUGUGGGAAUGAUGGACGUUGCCAAUUACUGUACUGCCUUCAUUCUUGGUGCAGAGCUCCUCAGUAAGUCCGCCCGCAUGAGCUUUGGAAUUCUGGGAGUCUGUUCAUGCUUCGCCAUUGGCUACGCCAUUCUGCCACUCUUUGCAUACUUCAUCCGGAGCUGGAGGACCCUGCAGUUGGCACUGUCUCUCCUGGGAUUUCUUUAUAUUCCCCUGUGGUGGUAUGUACCAGAGUCUCCUCGCUGGCUCAUCACACAGGGCCGGUUUCAGGAGGCUGAGGCCAUCAUUCGAGCUGCAGCCAUAAAGAAUGGCAUCACUCCUCCAGACGACUUCUUUCAGCUGGAGCACAGCGCUGAGGAAAAGGUGAUUCCUGAGAAUCCGACAAUUGAGCAUGAAUCAGGUGGUCAGAAUAAGUAUACUUGGCUGGAUCUCCUGAAAACCAAAAAUAUAAGGAACAUCACAGUUCUGAACAUCAUCAUUUGGAUAUCCAUAAACAUAGCAUACUAUGGACUGUCCUUUAACACCUCCAAUCUGGACGGAGAUCCUUAUCUCAACUGCCUCAUCGCUGCCAGCACUGAGUUCGUUGCCUACAUCUUUGUGUGGUUCACCACCCGCUACGCUCCUCGGCGCUUCACGCUGCCAUUCACUCUUCUUCUUGGUGGGGUUUUGCUGCUGCUAAUCGAGUUAGUCCCUCAAGAGCUCAAUGCCUUGACUGUCGCCUUGGCGAUGACAGGAAAACUGGUUGUGACCGGGGCCUUUUCUUUUGUCUAUUUCUACUCCACGGAGCUCUUCCCCACUGUGGUUCGGAACAUGGGAUUGGGUGUCACCUCCAUGGCCGCCAGAAUUGGCAGCACACUUUCCCCAUACAUAGCCUACAUUGGGACAUAUAACAGUGUGCUGCCCUAUAUUCUAAUGGGUGCCAUCUCCAUCAUCUCUGGUGUCUUAAGCCUGCUCUUACCAGAAACAAAAGGCGAAGAACUCCCAGAACUCAUCAGCCAAGUGAAACCUCUCCAAUGGCUUUGCAGGAAAAAGAAGUCAGUGGAUAAAAACAACCAAGAUGGAAGUUUGAGGAGUGAGGUGGAGUUGACCCUUCAUCAGAGAGGACUUCAAACAACUAUCAACACAUUUUGACAGGAUUUUCUACUUUAUACAUGAAGUAUUUUGCAUUUAAGGACUUCGUAUUCUUUUUUUAAGUUGACGUUUAGAUUGGAGUUUUUGUCAUUUCCCUUGUAAUUUUACUGACAUGUAUGGUUUGAACUUUUUAUAAAUGUUUCCAUUGAUUAGAGUUUUUCCCAUUAUUUUCACACUUCUCAAUACCAUGUCCACUUUUUCAAAACUCUUCACACAGUAGGCUU
Messenger RNA from Clupea harengus (Atlantic herring), 2048 nucleotides. RefSeq names its product solute carrier family 22 member 4-like. Lineage: Eukaryota; Metazoa; Chordata; Actinopteri; Clupeiformes; Clupeidae. Gene Ontology annotation, molecular function: transmembrane transporter activity. Gene Ontology annotation, biological process: transmembrane transport. The record is from RefSeq and is a predicted model, not a curated record. Gene Ontology annotation, cellular component: membrane.